Molecule: messenger RNA, 1688 nt
Organism: Capsella rubella
Lineage: Eukaryota; Viridiplantae; Streptophyta; Magnoliopsida; Brassicales; Brassicaceae
Product: polypyrimidine tract-binding protein homolog 3
Exons: 15
Coding region: 138-1442 (434 amino acids)
Biological process (GO): regulation of RNA splicing
Cellular component (GO): nucleus
Molecular function (GO): mRNA binding
Source: RefSeq, a predicted model, not a curated record
UUAAAGCAAGCACAACAACGAGACCAUUGACGACGAGACUCGAGCCUCUCUUCCUUCGAUCUACACUCUCAGAUUCUUUCUCCUCUCUCUUCUCUUCUCUCUCUUUGUCUCUCUGAGACGAACCAAGUUUUGAAGAAAUGGCUGAAUCUUCCAAAGUCAUUCAUGUUCGUAAUGUUGGUCAUGAGAUUUCUGAAAAUGAUUUGCUUCAGCUUUUUCAACCAUUUGGGGUUAUAACUAAGCUUGUGAUGCUCAGGGCAAAGAAUCAGGCUCUUCUCCAAAUGCAAGAUGUUUCUUCAGCAGUUAGUGCCCUUCAGUUUUUUACUAAUGUUCAGCCAACUAUAAGAGGUAGGAAUGUGUAUGUCCAGUUCUCCUCUCACCAAGAAUUGACAACUAUAGAGCAGAAUAUUCAUGGACGGGAAGAUGAGCCGAAUCGUAUUCUCUUAGUCACAAUCCAUCACAUGCUGUAUCCAAUUACUGUUGACGUGCUGCAUCAAGUUUUUUCUCCCUAUGGAUUUGUCGAGAAGCUGGUCACUUUCCAGAAGUCUGCUGGCUUUCAAGCUCUUAUACAGUAUCAAGUACAACAGUAUGCUGCCUCUGCUAGAACUGCCCUACAGGGUCGUAACAUAUAUGAUGGGUGUUGUCAGCUGGAUAUCCAGUUCUCAAAUCUUGAGGAGCUGCAAGUAAAUUACAAUAAUGAUCGAUCUAGGGAUUAUACAAACCCAAACCUGCCAGCAGAGCAAAAAGGCCGAUCAUCACAUCCUGGUGGCGGCUAUGGUGAUGUAGGAGUGGCAUAUCCUCAGAUGGCAAACACAGCUGCAAUUGCAGCUGCCUUUGGAGGAGGCUUGCCUCCGGGUAUAACUGGCACAAAUGAUAGGUGUACUCUGCUUGUCUCCAAUCUGAAUGCAGAUAGUAUUGAUGAGGAUAAGUUAUUCAAUCUGUUUUCUCUUUACGGAAACAUUGUAAGGAUUAAGCUUCUUAGAAACAAACCUGACCAUGCCCUUGUCCAAAUGGGUGAUGGUUUCCAGGCUGAGCUUGCAGUACAUUUCCUCAAGGGAGCGAUGCUGUUUGGUAAGCGGUUAGAAGUAAACUUCUCGAAGCAUCCUAAUAUAACACCAGGCACAGACUCCCAUGAUUAUGUAAACUCGAACCUGAACCGCUUCAACCGCAAUGCUGCAAAGAACUACCGCUAUUGCUGCUCCCCUACAAAGAUGAUUCACCUAUCGACACUUCCUCAAGACGUGACAGAGGAGGAAGUAGUAAACCAUGUGCAAGAACAUGGGGCAAUAGUGAACACAAAAGUUUUUGAGAUGAACGGGAAAAAGCAGGCCCUGGUACAGUUUGAGAACGAGGAGGAAGCUGCAGAAACAUUGGUGUGCAAGCACGCGACUUCUCUAGGCGGAUCAAUUAUCAGAAUCUCCUUCUCCCAGCUACAGACGAUUUAAAAUCGCGAAAGGCCUAUCUCUCUCUCUCUCACAAUCUACUCUAAUAACAUUAGGGUUUGGUGAGGAUUAAUGAAUGUAUGUUUCUUUUGAGUCGAAACUCGCUGCUCCUUCCUUGUUCGUACUCUUCUGUUCCUUUUAACUUGUUGGUUUUAAUUGUUUGUCUUGAUUUUAUGGGCUCAACAUUUAAUGGUAAUAUAAAGACAUAAGAGAGGAAAUGGCAAGAGACAAGUCUAGAACAUUGUAUCA